CAUGAAGGAUCCUCAGCUACCAGGUACCAAAACACUUAAUGGCUGGACAAAACGACAUGGAGCGAAAAAAGGAAAGAAUGAGCCAGCGCCCCAGCCCGCCCAGACAGAACAACAAACACAGAAAGUGCCAGUAUUAACACCUGAACAACGGGCAAAGCAGACUGCCUUUGAGAGGGUAAUCUAUGACAUGUCCCACAAUGACCACGUCAUCAAUGACAUUAUGCUGGGUCGCAGGAUUGCGUUCUAUGAACUCAGAGGAGAGAUAGGGACAGGAAAUUUCUCCCAGGUCAAACUUGCUGUUCACGCAUUGACUAAAGAACGUGUUGCUGUUAAGAUACUUAAUAAGAUGCGUCUCAACAAGAAGUCACAGACUUUAUUUGCGUCAGAGAUUGCCUGUAUGGAAAGACUCUCCCAUCCAAACAUUGUACGUCUGUACGAAGUGCUCGAAACCAGUAAGCAUUUGUACCUUGCUAUGGAGUACGGCAGUGGAGGAGACCUGUUCUCACGCAUCACCACCAGGGGGCGCCUGUCAGACCUGGAAAGCAAGCUCAUCUUUGCCCAAAUCAUCUCAGCCAUCAAACACAUGCACGAAAAUAACAUCAUCCAUCGCGACUUGAAAGCAGAAAACAUAUUUUACACCACAUGCUACUGCAUCAAAGUGGGCGACUUUGGUUUCAGUACUGUCAGUGAACCAUCUGAAACUCUGACCACGUUUUGUGGCUCCCCACCAUAUGCGGCACCCGAGCUGUUCAGAGAGAAAAGCUACGUGGGACGUUAUGUUGACAUCUGGGCACUGGGAGUCUUAUUAUACUUCAUAGUGACUGCCACCAUGCCUUUCCACGGCGACAACCUGGGGCGACUGAAACGCUGCAUCCUGCAAGGGGCGUACAGUAUCCCGGCCUACGUCCCUGACCCCUGCCAACUGGCCAUCAAAGGCAUGCUACGACCCAUACCUGUGGACCGCACCACGGUGUCACAACUGAUGGUCUGCUCUUGGCUAAGGGGCAUUGAGUUCCCCAAAUCGUACCACGUUCUCAGUGCAACGCCCAAUCACCUUGCUGACCCUGCAAGGACUCUGUGUGUGGAGGAGCAGGAAGUGAAAUCAGCCCUGGGUGAACUUGGAAUCAGUGCCACACAUCUGCAGAACAAUACCUGCACAGACUCACGCAGCCCAAUUACAGGAACUUAUCGGAUCCUGCUGCACCGUAUACAGAAGAGGAGGUCCGUAGAGGCAGUCGGAUAUUCCGCCCUCUACCCAGAGGAUUUUGGUAGCAAGGAAUACUGGGCCAGCAAUGCAAUGGCCAAACACAACCCAUCUUCAGUCUGCAAUGUACUAUAAAGACUAGUGUGAUCAUAUCUCAGUGGUUCAAAUGUGGCUCACCAUUAGGUUAUUAUUACCUAUAAUGCAAUGCAUCAGGAAGUAAUUAAUUUACAUGUAUGAAAUUGUGCUAUUUGCUGACAGACUAGAGUCAUAUCACAUUCUGUUUAUAAAGCACUUAAAAUGAUGUAAAAUUAGUGGACCCAAUUUAUAUCAGACUUACAAAUUCAUUUAAAUGACAGCUCACAAACUGAGUACCUUGGAACAUAUACAGUGGGAUCCAAAAAUGUUGACCACUAUUUUGGAUUCUUUUCUUAUUUAAAUGUGAAGUGUGUAAUUAUGUUGGCUUGACAAAGCCAACAUUAUGUUUUUCUUCAAACUGGGUUUAUAUAUAUAUAAUCCUUUUAAAUCAAGACCAACAUUUCUAACAAUGGCCCCUUUCACGCAUACAGCACUUUCCAGAAAUUUUACUGCAGUUUUUCAGGUUAGAGGUCAUGUGUAAACACAACCUUUUUGAAAAUACUAGAAAUUUUGCUCUGGCAAUAUCCCUUAAUGAGAAGUUGUAUAAUUAUCUAUACAUUUCCAUACUGAUGGUGUGUGAACAGAGCUAUAAUAUUACUGGUUUCAGUUUGUUCGAGGUCUGGUCGCGCUGCCAUAAGAAAGUUCUGACGGAGAUGUAGCAAUUACUCCGUUCUGUAACACCGGUGGAAGUAAGAAAUACGUCAACACAUUGGUCAGAUAGCGAAACUAGAGCGCUUCUCUUCAUCCGAGCGAAUGAAGAAAUUUUCAGACAGCUUAAAAAAACAGUAAUCGAUUCUGUUACGCAAGACAAAAUCACCAGCCUCCUUCGGGAAUCCACAGACGUCUUUGUAGCGACAUACUGUAUAUACACUCAUUACUGUGCUUUUCAGCCGCAGAUGCCGUCUCUACCUAACAGACCUUUUGACAGCAUUUUGUUCCAUGUAGUUCAUCGAUCUUAUUUGAAAUCAUCGCAUUUGAUGUCGUUGAGUCUCGUGCAACUGCAUAAAUGUAAACAUUUGCCAAAAAAAUGGAAAAUAUCACCUACAUUACCGACGUUCAGAAUUCAGUUACAAAAUAAUCAGUGGUGUAGUAGUGACUGAAGAGGUGGCAUACUGUGAAUUUAUAUAUAAAAAAUAAAAAUAAAAAAAAUUACAUUUGAUACAAUUACGGGACAACUUAUCAUCUGCGAAGAGCAUAAAAAAACUAGCACGGGUGCAGUGACAUUCAGUAUUUUCCCAAAGUUUAAUAGCAUACGUUUUUAUUUAAAUGCAUUCAUGUUUUCACUUUCAGCAGCGAGGUAAAUACAGCGCAAAUUGUGGUGACUCCAGCGCUUCAGCAUUUCAUGCAGAGACAAAAAAUGUUCCGCCCCUUAUUGAAACGGAAAAUAUGAUUGGUUAGAAAAUAUCCAACAGCGUCUUAAACGAACCUUCUGAUUGGUAGUUCAGCUGAGUCGAAAUGUCUAUCUUUCCCACGCCUACAGUUGCGGUCCCGCCUUCCGCUGAUCUAUGCGGGUUUAGAGAGCAUCUCUGUACACUUAAAAAAAAAAAAAAACAAUUAACACAGCGGUGCUGCGGCAUCACAUCAGUAUUAUUAUAAGUUAUGGGUCAAAAGUCUCCUCGCUGUUCUGAAGGCCAUACGUAUCAAAACUCAUUUUAGGUGGGCAUUCGCAAAAUCCUUUGAAAGAUAGGUGGGCAUACAGCGUAAUUCAUAAUACCCCGUCAUGUUUACAAACAAGAAUCCUAUAUUUCCGGCGCAGAUGUGUAGAUUAAGUUCCGGCAAAUGACGUCACAGAGUUCAACGGCAUUUGGUACUGAUGUUUGAAUGGUACUAGCAAAACAGAAAAAAGACGAAAGUCGUUGCAUGUGUGAAUAGCACAUGUGGUAUAUUUACGAUUUUCCUGUAAUUUAUCUGGUUGCAUGUGUGAAAGGGGCUGAUAACUACCCCUAGAUCUACAGAAUAUUCUUGGCUUUUAACCCCUUACUGGUCAACUUACGAUUUCGCAUAGCGGACAAUCAAAAAUUAGAAAAUCCCAUAGACUUACAUUGACGGAAUGUUCAAACGGGCCAACGGAAUGCUGGUUAAUUCAAACUCCAAGUUUUAUUUUUUUAAAUGUAAACAAACCCACAAAAGGCCUUUAAUCUUCUUUAAGUUACUCUAUCUAUCUGUCUAUCUAGCUGUCUGUCUGUCUGACUGUUUGUCUGAUAGUCUGUCUGUCUGUCUGUGUCCGUCUGUCCUCCCGUCCAUCCAUCUGAAUCGGACAUAUUAUCUCACUAUCUAUGUGACCCUCUGUCUAUCUAGCAAGCUGGUAGUUUGUCUUACUGUAAUGACUGUAUAACCAUCAAACUUUUAAAGCUAGUUAAAACCUUCUGACAAGGCUAACGCUAACAUCAAAGUUUGUCUUGACAAACUUCACCUUUCUAUUUCUGAUGUUAAAAUUUUUCCUCCUAUCCCAGAGACAACAACACAUUUUCUAUGACUUUUCUUUGUUUUCAAAAUCCUAAAACUUUUUAUUACUACUUAAAUAAAUAAAUAAAAAAAUUGCCAUUAGACCCAACUGUAUGUUGCUACAGUUGCUUUACAUAACACAUAUAACAACCUGUAUUAUACACAUACCGAACAGAUCAUGUGUAAAUAAAGCAAUUACCAUGCAGAAUUGGUUUUGGUGCAUGUAAAAUCACAGUGUGUUUCGAGUGGAGGGUGUUUCUGCUUACACUGAAACAUUAUUUUGCAGUCGAUCCUUAAGUGGUCAUUCACUUUUGCCAAUGAAUUUGGAAAUGUGGCCAAUACUUAAUGGUUAGUCAAACAUUUAAUGUAUAUUUUUCUAUUAAUGAUUUGUUGAAUGUUUGAUAAUGAUGUUCAUUUGGUAAUGCCUGGUUUAGUUUGAGCAACAGCUUUGUGUUGGGCAGAAUGUCAAACGCACAGUGAAUGUUUGUCAUAUAUUAAUCAACAGGCUUUAGUUACUGGUGGUUCUUGCCUUAUGUAACAAAGUCCACAUGCAACUUUUCAAAAGCCUGAUAGAUUUGAUGCUUAUCUCUCUGUCUCUGCUUGUCCUUCAUUUGAAUCUUUGAGUCUGUUGCUUAAUUUGAUGGACUGAGUGGCCAUCUGUCUCAAUUAAAUUAGCUGAAUGGCUGCUUAGUGAUUAUUUUCUAAUCUUGGACAGAGUUUACAUUAAAUGUAUGGCAUAAAGGAUUAAAGGGUGAUUAGCUGUUAAUGCUAAUUAGUGUGGUGCUUCAUAAAAAGCUUGAGGUAUCAGUGAUUACAUUGCAUUCUAUGAAAUUAUCAUCUUAAUUUUACUUGACCCCAAAAACAAGUCUUGGCAUGUUGAUACCUAGAGAGCUGCCAAGAAUCCUGUGUUUUUAGAGGUAUAAUAGUGGGUUGUAGUUUGACAUAUAUGCCUUCAACCUUAAAAAUAAUAGACCAUAUUCAUGGUACUGCCAUCUAUGAUUCUGAAUGGGACUGACAACAAAGCUGUUAGGGACAGACUUAAAUCUCUUCAAUGGCACGAACAGUUUAAAGCUGUAAAAAGCUCCUAGAUCACAUCUGAUUUUCCAUAACUCAUAUUGUCUGGAGUUUUUUGUCUACUGAAUGCUCUUGAAAAGAUGUUUUUUCAACGUUUUGUGUGCGGAGCGAUCCAAAAACACCUUAAACUUCAGUACAACCCAUUGAAGAGACUGUACGUCUGUCCCCGAUAGCAUUGUUGUCAUUCCUGUCAAAAAUCAAAUAUGGCGCUACUGUGAAUAAGGUCUAUUUAGAGAUAAAUUUCUUAUUGUUUAACCUUACUUACUGUUAUCCUUUAAAUGCUACUGCAUUAUUUGCAGCAUAAGAUUUAAAUAAUGAUUAAAUGCGAAGCAGAAACAUAUUUGUGUUUGAGCUCAUGUUGCUAUAUAAAUAAAUUGUG
Molecule: messenger RNA, 5237 nt
Organism: Myxocyprinus asiaticus (Chinese sucker)
Lineage: Eukaryota; Metazoa; Chordata; Actinopteri; Cypriniformes; Catostomidae
Product: serine/threonine-protein kinase NIM1
Exons: 4
Coding region: 2-1339 (445 amino acids)
Biological process (GO): intracellular signal transduction; microtubule cytoskeleton organization; protein phosphorylation
Cellular component (GO): cytoplasm
Molecular function (GO): ATP binding; protein serine/threonine kinase activity; tau-protein kinase activity
Source: RefSeq, a predicted model, not a curated record